GUGAAAUGGAGGAGGCGUAAGUGGAACUUUCUGUGCUGCGAAUAAAGUCUGAGCGGCAUCAUUGUCGUGGCCUUCAGAGCUCGGGUCUGUGUUUAAGGUUAGCUGGCUAAAGGGGCUAACAGUUAGCUGGAGCCGGCCGGCUGAUGCCUCUCUGUGCAUCCGAAGCAUGUUGAUGUGUUCGUGUGAGAAAGUGGAUUUUAACAUCACGUCCCGCACCGUGGCCCGGCUGGUUUUCGAGGCCGAACAGGAUAACAGAAACGGAGGAAACUCGUCCAAUGGGAGGUGGCUCCUUCCAGACAGUGCUAUGUUUUUCUCUGAGGCUCCUUAUCUCAGGAAAGUCUGCCUAAACUCAAAAGAGUGAGACUUCUAAGCUGAACACAGAAGUGGGAGGAUCGCAGAGCGUUUUAGCCUCUCGUUGCCAGCAUAUAUGUACAGACUGGACAGCGGGAAGUGGAUUGGUUGAAGAACUGAAACUGAGACUGCCAACAAGUUUUCUGCUGCGUAUUUUUUCUCUGCAAGAAACCCUCAAACCUGUUCACUUGAGAGCUGUUUUGCCUUUUUUACCACUUCAGGAGAAGUUGACCAGCACCUUCAGAAGAAAAUCUGUUAAAUUCACAGGAAACAUGGUGCGUAAUCAAUAAGUUGCUGUCUGUGGCCGACACGUGGUCGGUUUUAAAUGCUCGUCCUUCUUGAUGGCCUUGACUGAAAAGCUCAAAAGAUGACGAUGUCCCCUCCUGCAAGACCAGAGGGCAUGACUCUGGCUCAGCCCAUCCCCGUCCCAAUGCUGACCGUCCUCCCGCCGUCCUCGGACACAGAGUCCUGGUCUUGUUCGCCUAGUCCCAGACCCCUGCGCUCCGACCGACCCCGUGGCUCCCACCGUAGUAGGACAAGAACCAAAAGGCGGAAACAGGAAGAGCAAGGCUGUGCUUAUAAGCCGCAAUGGGGCAAAACUCCACAAAUCGUGAUACAGUCGUCCACAGAGAGGGGAGCUGUUCAACAUCGGAGUCCCUCGCCCUCUUUGGUUACUGAGAUGGGGACAGCGAAGCAAGGUCAGGACAGUCCGUCACAUGACCUCCUCAUACCGCCGUCUCGCUCCUGGUCUCGUAGUCCGUCACCCAGCCGCCGCUCUCGUUGGUCCCUCAGGAGCCUGCUCGGCAGGGACUCUGACGGAGACCGCUGCAGGUUAGUGUGCUGGAUUCAGUCAGUGAUUUAUUUGUUUUUAUCUACAGUUUAUCUGCUCCUCAUGGCACAGGCCAAGCUCAAGCUUUUCUUUUUACCUUCAGUGAUUCAAGUGAAGGUUCUUUCUUAUCUCGCAGCACAUAAAGUUCAGGAGGUCAGAACAGAGCGUCCGCACCGUGUUCAGCAGCCUCCUGGGUAUUCUGUGCUUACCGCUGUGUAAAAACAUCAGCCGAUUUGCAUUCAGGCCCGCUGAGACGGCGGUGACUCACACGAGCUGUGCAGCCUCUCAUCUGUGCACAUUUGGUGAGAGAUAAAAAGCACAUGACGCUCUCAGUCAUAUUUUUCUCUCUGAAACUACACGAGAGCAGCUAUUUUGGAUUAGGGUGAAGGUAAUUACCUAAAGCUAGUGAGGACAGGAUGAAAAGUUUUUCUUUCUUUUUUUAUUUGUAUGACAUAUAGCCAAAGUUUGUACAGUUAAGGAGGAGGAAAAAGAGAAGAACUGAGCUGUAUAUCCAGGGUUUUUCCUUUAUAUGUAAAAAUAGGUGUGGGCCUUCUCGUAAAGCUUAUUUGGGUGGCUGUAGCUCAGGUGGCAGAGCAGGUCAGCCACUA
Maylandia zebra (zebra mbuna) is the source of this 1788-nucleotide messenger RNA. Lineage: Eukaryota; Metazoa; Chordata; Actinopteri; Cichliformes; Cichlidae. The record is from RefSeq and is a predicted model, not a curated record.